CAAUAGAGGAAGCAGUCCAAACUCGAGACGACGCCGUACCGAAGAGGAUCAUGGAGGCAGAAACAAGAAAGCGGAAGCGUUUUGGAAAUCAUACAAUGGCUUCACAUGUCAACAAUCUUGACGAUGGCUGUCUGAUGCAUAUUUUCAGUUUCCUUUCCCCUAUUCCAGAUCGGUAUAACACCGCCCUCGUUUGCAACAGAUGGCAUUUCCUUGCUUGUCAUCCUCGGCUAUGGCUUCGAGUUGAUCGUUCCGUUAAAAACUUAUCUGAGCCUGGUGUCUUCCCGAGCAUUGAGACUGCAGUUUCUGCCGCAAGGCCCGGAGAUACCAUUCUAAUUGCUUCUGGUGGAAGUCAUAAUGCUUCCAAUAUUCAGAUUGAAAAGCCACUUUGCUUGAUUGGAGCCGGCGAACUUCCUGAUGACACAACCCUGAUUUGCACCCGUGGCUCUGACAGUGCACUGGAGUUCUUAUCCAACUGUAAACUGGCGAAUUUGACGGUCCGAACAGAGCUUGGGUGCUGCUUGCUUCAUAGGAGUGGAAAGUUAACCAUCGAUAGUUGCAUUCUUCAGUGUGAAGCGAAUCCUCUUGACCAUCUCUCACAUGCAAUUGUGAGCACCGCUAGUUCCAGUGAGUGUAAUGUAUCCCCAUCUGCUCUAAGGAGGUGUCGUGAUGCUGUUUCUGUUUCUCGAACUCGAAUCGAAGGAGGUGCAAAGGCUGUUUUGACCUGUGGAGCUCUGUCAUUGCAGCAAGUUCGUGUAAUUUAUACUCGCACUUCAGUCUUUUUCUGGUUUGAUGUGGAGCAUACUCAACAAUGAGUACAGGCAGCUGUGAUUGUAAAGUAAGUAGAAUGUUUGCGGCCAUUAAUGGUUAGAUUUGCAUUUCAAUUCUGUUAUUCUGCAAGUUUAGUUCCUCCACUGUUGUAAUUGAUUCUAUUGUACGAUAGAAUAAUGAACAGAUUAUCACUUGCAAGCACACUGUAAUUGAUGCUUUGUUGACACUGGAUCUUUCAUAUGCUGCAUAUAGUUCACUUUACAUUCGUACUUUAUGCUUGUUUCUGUUUUAAGUUUAUCCUUCACUAGAGUCCAGGUUAGGUGUAGAGAGUUUCAACCCAGAUGUCUGUUCGGAUUAUAUUGAAGCUAAAAUGACUGAUACAUAAAACAUCAAGCUGAUAGUAUAAGAGCUGAUCUACAAUGUGACUUUGUACCCAGCCAUUAUUAGGCUGGUCUAGCGACGAAUUUUGGGCCCCUUAAACUCUUCAAAUCUCAACUCCAUCAAUUUCAGAGCCGCUUCUGAUACAGUACACUUCUCAGAUGUUAACAGCAAGUAGACUAAAUUAUUGGCAUGAUCUUCAGCGGUUUCUUCCAUCGAGGAACUACUUACCUUUCUGUAGUCUUGAGGAGGACUGACGCUCCAUUGUAGAGGCAUUGGCUAAAAUAUCAAGUCUUUUCCUAGACAAAAGGAGAACCUCAACAAUUUCAACGAAUUAACUUAAUUAUGUAUCCUUGCUACAGAUGAAGAUAUGGACAUCAGUUCCUGUAAAGAUGUCGCAAAUUUUUUGUUGAAAGUUUUCCGAUUUUGUGGAAGUCAGCAAAUUUUGGUGCAUCUGGGACAACCCACCCUUCAAAAGGAAGUUGGAAUUGAUCAUCUCUGACGCCCUUGGCCAAGUCUAUAUUACAAAACCCAACACUCAAUUUGUAAAUAAAACCCAACAAUUACGAAAAGUGCUGAAAAGAUGCUUUAACUGCUCAAAGUGUGUUGUGUCACGAGUUGAUGAGAUUGCAUUAAGGAAAAGUUUCUGCGAUUUGCUGCUUAUCCUUACUAAUCCCACCAGCUACAGUUGUUAACGUGAUCAAUUAUCACGUUAGCAACUCUAGCGAGCCCAUAAUCCAGAACAUCAACUGCAUCCAUUGUGCCCCAAACUGCAUAGGGCUACAUCUUAUUAUUUCCAUUCCCUGUAAACAAACUCUCCACUUAAAUGGCAAUGCUCACCCGCUAAAAUAGCACAGCACGAUCCAUUGACAGCACUAGGGUGUCUUUCUUCUCAUCGAACAAUAAGUGUCCAUGCUUUUAGAAGCAUGCCAUACAAUGGCAGCCUGCAUACGCUCUCACAACAAUCUUCAGUCCACUCUGGAUUGGCAAGAUCUAACGUAGUCAUGGAGUUCCAAUUUGAUGUUUGAUGCGAACAGAAUGGACCAGAAAGCAGUCAAACAGAAGAGCUUUUGUAGUCAUGAACUUGUGACCCUAUUUCCAUAAACUGAACUCAUCCAAUCUAGAACAUAGUUUGUGCAUUAAGUUGGUGCCCCAAAUCAAUUUUAGAAUCAAUUUAAUAGCACCAAUGUAAUUAAAAAAUGGAUUAGAAUUGGCUGAGGUUUAAUCCAGUCAAUCAUGAUCCUCGUUCGCACAUUUGAUCAAUCUAGUCGAUGAAUGUACUAUUUCAUUUCAAUCGAAUUAACAAUUAGGAUUUACAGAUCACCAUAAAUGCAAUGCCUAUCAACUUCUAUUAUGUUUUUUUAGGAAAUGCAAUCAUUUCAAGUGAAGCAUACAGAAUAUACUAGUACAAAAUGCACAAAGACUAACCCAUUGAUAUUGGGUAGUAAAAAUCAUUAAUCAACACCCCAUGAAAUCACGACUAUUGUAUUUACACAAGUGCAACUACAUCAGGGUUAUAGCUACUGUGUCCACAUCCAACACUGACCGUAAACCUCAGCUGGGCUCCAAAUUGCCACUUGUAUUUGACCAUUCAAGGAAGAUAAAAUAACAAGGUGGAAGAACAACAACAAAUGUAGGCUUAGAUGAACCAUAUGCUGCUAAUGUAUUCGUCAAAACACAAUAACUCCCCACAUUCUAAUAUUUCACAUUUCUUUCAAUUCUCAAUGAAGGAAAUAAAAACAAAACAAAAAGAGCAAACCUCUAUAAAAAGAUGUAUCUUAAUUUUUAAUCUACUGGCUCCUGGUUAUCCAAGGGCUUGGUAUUUCCAACUUGCGGCCGAAUCGUUGCUGAAACCAGAUGAUAUUUAAUUUAAUCUCAGGGUUAUAGAUAAACAUGUGAAAAAACAAACAUGGAUAAAAAGAAUUCAAUGUUGACGCCGGUAAAGAAAAUGUACACUCAAAAAGUAUGUCACAUAGUUUAAAAUCAAAAGCAAGGGAAGGAAAGAAAUCAAAAGAAGACUUGACACUAUCACCAAAAAGAUGCCAAUCUUUGCUUUUCCUUCCUCUAUAUUCAUCUAACAUCCGUUCCAAUCAAGUGUACCUUCUCAAAAUUUGCCAAAAAUCCAAAUCCAAAAUAAAAGUAGUUAUCUGGCCCCAUAUUUUUUCUGAAUAAACACUCGAGUACACACAUACUAAAAAAUGGAAGGGUACAUUGGAAAAUGAAAACAUUAUGAUGCAUUAAACCUUAUUUUACAGAAUGAGCACAAAUAAAGGUAACUUUGUAGCAAUCUGGUAAUAACACAAAUGAUUAAAACAAAGGGCUUACAUCGCAAGGACGAUCCAGCAAGACAAGUCAGCCUGGAUUUUGUUUCACUCUCAGAAAGCGGGCUGCUCUUAUAAGUCAUGCGAACAUCCCAAACACGAAUGACACCAUCAGAAGAAGCAGAUGCUACUAUACAUGGAGAAUUUUUAUAUGCUCCGCCAUCACUUUCGGAAAGCACAACAAUACCCUUAACUCGGGCCGAAUGUGCAUCUUCAAUAGAAUAUGCAACUUUACCGGAAUUGGUAUCCCAUGCUAUAAUACUUCGAUCCUCUCCACCAGUGAAUAAAAUUCCAUUCUGCCCACCACUAUCACAUUAGCUUUGAAAACUCAAUGAGAGAUAGUUUCGGAAACAUAGACAUGUAAGUUUUCAGCAUACAACUUCAUUUGUAUCAGUAAGAUGUACAGCUAAUCAACGAAUCAAAAGCAUGUAACAAAUACAAAUGAAAAAGGGGGACAAGGGGCUAUUUUGCUUAUUACAAAAGUGAAAGAAACACCUUACAUAAGCACUUGACAUAAGCACUUCAAUUCAAUAUAAGCUCUAAAACUGUGGGUAACAGAAAUGAUGUUUGGAUUAGAAAUAGUCGGAGAAAUCCAUUAAUCCUAUAUAGCUGGACAAACUAAGUCUUCACAUAAGUUCUAUGACUCUCAAAGUAGCUGUCCUGCCAAAAGCCAGCAAAUUUGAGAAUCUUUCUUAAUUAUAGCCUAAAUGAGUGAGUUCAAAAAGUAAAAAAUCCAAAUAUUCAUCCAUAAGAGAGACAUGACCCAAAAACAAAAGGUAAGCUUUCAAUCAUAUUCAGGUACAAGACAGAUUGAGAAGAAAAGAACAAAUGUAAGGAGGCGUUUGUUUAGCCGGAAUCGGAUUCAGGAUUCGCUUUGCUGUUUGGUUAGCAGGUAUCGAAGGAUUUGGAUUCAGAUUCGAUUUUUCAAUCCUGGCUCCCCCCUGGGAUUCAAAUCUGAAUCCAUGAAUUCAAGUUUUUUUCCUUUUUCCUUCUCUAUCGUUCCCCUCUUCUCUCUCUCUUGCAAUUUUUUUCAUCGUCUCCUACCUCUCGAUUCUUCCACCAUGGAUGUGCCCAUCAACAAUUGAAACAACCCUACCCAAAUUCAAGUUCAGAACUUCAGACCCACCAUCAAAUUCAACCAACCAAAUUCAAAUAAUUUCAACAAUUUAUAAACAAUAAUUGAAACGCACCAAUUAUGGAAUCUCUUUGACAGCUCGAUCCGAGUUUCUCAUAACUCUUUGAUGGGUUAAUUUAGGUGGAGGAUAGGGUGGUUGGCGAAGAUGGAUGGUGGUCAUCGUUUCGGCCACCAAGCUUCCCGAUUAAAUUCUAGUUUAGAUGCUAUUGAUUAUGAUUAUAAUUUAUACAGUCUGAUUUAGGGGUUGAGUUUCUUCUUUUCCUUUUGCGUUCUUUGUCGAAUAUCGAAAAAAUUGAAACAAUAAUUGAGCCAUUGCAUAACAGAGACGCGGGACAGGGCUGAGGUGGGCGGUGGGAAGAAGAGAAGCAGAACGUUAGGCAGAUGGGCGGUGGUUGGGGGUGGGAAGAAGAGGAGCAGAACGUAAAGAAGAGAGGAGAAAUGGAAAAAGAGGAAUUCUUUUUUUAACAUUAUAAUAAUAGAAUCCAAUAUCCUAAACCAAACACAUUAUUUGGAUUCAUGAAUCCGUGAAUCCGCGAAUCCAAUCCGCCAUCAUUCAAAUCUGUUUCCUAAUCCAUUUCCAGGUGACGAAACAAACGCCUCCUAAGCAGAUAUUAUAAACUGAUUUCAAUCAGAAAACCAGUAAACUUCGGGUAUUGCUGAAAUACUUGGCACUGUAAAGGUAAGCCACCUGAGAACUAAAAGAUAAAAUCAAGAACUUCAAAUCCAACUUCAAUUCAGCUUCUUAAUGCAACAUCCAUCAGAAAAAGGCAGUUUAAUCUCCAACUAUUUUUCCCAUCACAGAAGAGUCUCCAUACGAAUAAAAUUUCCGAAAUAUCACUAAUAAUAUGACUAUGGAUGCACCCGAUUAUAAAGGAAGGCACAAGAAAAAAAAGUUAAACAAGACAAUGUGAAUAUAUAUUUUUUUUUAAAAAAAAAACAUAAAUCAGUCAUAGUCACCUUUGACUCAUUUGCCAACUACAAUAUAUCCAUAAAAUAUAAGAAGUAAAGCAGAAAUAUAGACCCAACAAAAACCUUUAUCCGGGUUGAAGUGUGUUCAUUCCUGAUCAUUGAUCAAUCAAAUGUAUUAUAUUCCUUUAUCUAAUUAUACGCGGGUAUGUUUUAAAUAACUGAAAUCACUGCAAUAAUAGCUCAUGUUGAGAUUAAGAAAGAAAAAUAAGAAAAUGGCAGAAUCUUCAGUUAACCAACAAAUCAAAAUUACAAAUUUUUAUGUUUCUAAAAGGACAGAGGCUUAGAUCGAAUCAAUAAUAGCAUGAACAAGUGAAAAUAUCAGGCAGUUGCCUUUCAAACUACUAUCUUUAAGCAUGUUCAAAAUAUCAAAAAUGUGUUUGACCUAGUAGGUCAACACAAUACUAUGAUCCAAACAAAAAGCUUCCUUAUGCUCAAUAGUGGAAAAAAAAAAAAAAAAAAAAACUUGACUGUUGAUAAUAUUCACACACAAUGGAUGCAUGGUAUCUAAGGUCAAUAUAAGUUUAGAAACAAAGCGAUAUCUCUGUUAAAUACCAUCCUAACUAACACGGACAAAUAGCCUUCCUAAAACCUAACUCGGAUCUAUGCUGUACACAAUGAACCCAAUAUCAGAACUCAUAGCUAUAAAACCAAAUCACAGAGGGUUUGCAAUUCAAUGCCAUUUAAAGGUAAAACUACAAACAUCACAUGUGUGCAUCACAUCACUAAUACACAUAUAGAUGGGGUUGAAAUAAAUCAAAUUUCAGAGUGCCAAUAUCUGUUAAGAAGUUCUACACAUUUUUUAUACCACAACAACGGGAAGAAAAUUGCAAAGGACAAACCAAAUAUUUUAAGCUUAAAAGAAAGGGAAACAAAAGAAAAAGGCCUUACUGAUCCCGAGGCAGCACAAAGGACCCGUUUCUUGCUAUCUAAUUCACAGAAUAUCUUAGCAUCCUCGGAUUCAUGAACGCUGAUUUUAUCAUCCACCACCAUAAAGAACUUGUCCCCACCAUCACUAAACCUGACAAUGGAAGCUUCCUUCCCCAGCCUACAACAAAAACUCCUCCUCCCUCUGACUAAAUUCACCAUAGCCAAGCAUUCAUCGCGGCCGACGGAGAGAGCAAGCCUUCCAGAUGGAUGAAUAGAAAUAUCAUUCACCCCCUUUUUAUGCACAUUCUUUACCGUUUUCAAAUGAACAAAUGGGUCCGCAUCGUAGAUUAUGACAGCGCCGUCCUCGGCGGCGGCUAUAAGGUUCCGAGGAAGAGAAAUGGGGGAGGAAGUAGGGGUGAAAAAGGAAAGGGAGGUGAUAGAGGAAGUGUGGUGAAGUGAACCGAUUUCGGAGUAGGUUGAGAGGUCGUAGAUUUUGAUGGUAUCGUCGGAGCCGCCAGUGACGGCAGCAGAACCGGCAACAGCGGCACACUUAAUCGGGGAGAGGUGAGAGGGAAAUGAAAAAAGUGGAGUGAGGGAGAAGGAUUCAGAGUGCUUUUGGGAUUUCAGUUUGAAACCCCAAAUAAAACGUUCAUAUGAGCCUGCUACUAGACUCAUUCUUUUUGGUCGCCGGCGGAGGAGAGAAACAACAGGAAAUUAUCACCGGCGGCUGGGAGUCAGUUAUAGGAAGAAUUGAGAUGAAGACUGCAAGAAUAAGAAGAGAUUAGGGUUGGGAAAUUGGGGGUCGAGAGAGGUUUAGGGUUUAGGGGAAGGGAAGAACAGAAUCUAUCAACUUUACUGAAUUGCUUCUCCCAGUUCAGAAAUUACUCACCUAUAAUUCAUUUUUUAUAAUUUUACCUCUGAAUUAUUUUCUUUCUUCUUCAUUUUUCUCCUUUCCCAUCUCUUCUUCUUUCUCUUUUAUUCUAUCUUUUUCUCCUUCCUCCUUUCUUCUUCUUUUUCUAAUCUAAAUCUACUAAUAAUUGGACACUAAAAA
Oldenlandia corymbosa var. corymbosa is the source of this 7489-nucleotide messenger RNA. The record is from the annotation of a GenBank genome assembly. NCBI's taxonomy places the organism in Eukaryota, Viridiplantae, Streptophyta, Magnoliopsida, Gentianales, Rubiaceae.